This is a messenger RNA of Rhagoletis pomonella (apple maggot), 884 nucleotides long. RefSeq lists its product as uncharacterized. The transcript is spliced from 2 exons. Bases 424 to 843 code for a protein of 139 amino acids. The record is from RefSeq and is a predicted model, not a curated record. Lineage: Eukaryota; Metazoa; Arthropoda; Insecta; Diptera; Tephritidae.
GGCAACACCAAUGAGAUAAUUUGAUUUUAUUGUGGACGUUUUCCGUAUUUGCAUUUAACUUGAGCGCAAUGGCUGAUGAAAACAAUCAAAUCAAGGUAAAAAAGAAAAAAUAUCUAUCAGCAGUUGGUAAUUAAGUUAAAUAGUUACAAUUUUUCAGAAUAACAAACCAAAGGCGCCUUAUAAAAAAUGGACUGAAGCGGAGCAACAAACUUUAAUAAAUUUUCUACGCGACAAUCGUCCACUGGAAAACCAAGCUGUAAUGUUUAUUAUAGUAAGUAUUUAGCUAAAUUUAAAUUAGAGGGCAUCCAAUGGAAGGCGGUUCGUAACAAAGUGCGGAGUUUGCGGCAAGCGUACGUAAGAGCAAAGGGAACGGAAAACUCCACAGGCGCUGCAACUUUCAAGGACGGGGAAACUAUCCGAGGAAUGAUUCUACAACAAUGCCCAUUGUAUGACGAGUUAGAGGACGUUUUUGGCUAUAGAGAGUUUGCAGCGGUUGAAGGCAUCAUCGACUCGGAGGACAACAGUGCAAUAGACAGGUACUCGCCAACGUUUGAUAUAAUUGAUGACGACCUUAUUGAAGUUGUAUCGGAAGAAUUGCCCCACACCGGCAAUGACGAAGUAGAAAAUGAAGCACUAGUGCCAUCACCCUCCACUCUAGUGCAAGCGAACGCCGAGGCUAUAAACACUCCUGUAAAAAGUUUGCGGAAAGGCAUAUAUUCCAGAACGGCACUAUCCCAAGUACUUGAAGUCAAUUCUAGUUUAUUGGAGGUAAGGAAACAUCGUAAUGAAAUGGAGUUAGGCUUGAAGAAGGAGGAGCUGGCUUUAAAAGCCAAAGAAGUGUAACUGAAAGCAGAUCAAUUUAGCUUUGAAAAAGAAAAAUUUAA